CGUAUGUACUGGAGCCUCCUGUCGUAAGCAGCCGCGCCGUCCACAUAGCACGAGGUAGCCCAACUUUACCACCACGAACCCUCACUUCUUCGAAUCAUCAACACUACAUCAUUCAAUCUCUCAAUAUGGCUGACCUUCCUAUAGUUCUCGACGGAGGAACCGGUUUCCUCAAAGUUGGAUAUGCUGGACAGAACUUCCCCGAACACCAAUACCCUUCCAUCGUCGGACGUCCGAUACUGCGUGCGGAGGAGAGAUCAGGGGAUGUGGUCAUCAAAGACAUUAUGGUUGGAGAUGAAGCUUCCGCUCUCCGCUCGAUGCUGCAAAUCACCUACCCCAUGGACAACGGCAUCAUCAAGCGCUGGGACGACAUGCAGCACGUUUGGGACUACACCUUCUCGGAGAAGCUCCAGAUCGAUCCCACCGGGCGCAAGAUCCUGCUCACGGAACCGCCGAUGAACCCGCUGUCCAACCGGGAGAAGAUGUGCGAGGUCAUGUUUGAACGCUACAACUUUGGCGGUGUCUACGUUGCCAUCCAGGCAGUUCUCGCACUCUACGCCCAGGGGUUGUCUUCGGGUGUCGUUGUCGAUUCGGGAGACGGAGUCACGCAUAUCGUUCCUGUCUAUGAGAGCGUGGUGCUGAACCAUCUUACUCGCCGCCUCAACGUUGCGGGACGCGAUGUCACUCGUCAGCUGAUUGCACUUCUCCUGCGGCGCGGAUAUGCCCUCAACCGUACGGCAGACUUCGAGACCGCUCGUGCGAUCAAGGAGAAGCUGUGCUACGUCUCCUACGACCUGGAGCUCGACCACAAGCUUUCGGAGGAGACGACUGUCCUGGUGGAGAGUUAUACCCUUCCCGAUGGCCGCACCAUCCGUGUUGGAAGCGAGCGUUUCGAAGCACCAGAGUGCAUGUUCCAGCCGCACUUGGUCGACGUCGAGCAGUCUGGUAUCGCCGAGAUGUUGUUCGAGACCAUCCAGUCCGCCGACGUCGACAUCAGGACCAGUCUUUAUAGAGCUGUCGUGUUGUCCGGCGGAAGCAGCAUGUAUCCCGGCCUGCCGAGCAGACUCGAGAAGGAGCUCAAGCAGCUCUGGCUGACGCGUGUCCUGCACGGGGAUCCUACCCGGUUGAACAAAUUCAAGGUCAGGAUCGAGGAUCCCCCCAGACGGCGCCACAUGGUCUUCCUGGGAGGUGCCGUGCUGGCCAACAUCAUGGCCGACAAGGAGGACAUGUGGAUCUCCAAAGCAGAGUGGGACGAGCAGGGCACGCGGGCUCUGACAAAGCUGGGACCGCGAUAGAGGGUAUCCCGAGAGGAGUGGAUAGCGCGCUUCCUUUGUAUAUCUUGCGUACUAGCAUUGCGUGUGUUGUUGUUGUUUGGGUUCUUUGGGGGUCGAAAAGAGAGGUAGUGAUAUCAUUAUUCACGUUCAACUGGUAUAGGCACUUGACCAGCUCACUUCUUCGUGGGGGUUGGGGAAGUGGUCGCAUUUUUGUUUCCCACCGCGUUUGUUUCAUCCGCUAUCUAUCUGACGAACUGCCGUGCACAUACGCCAUGUGCGGGCCCUUUUGCGUCGUCACGCAGAAUUCUUCAUAUCUACGCCCGCACCCGUGAUGCC
Messenger RNA from Tricharina praecox, 1607 nucleotides. RefSeq names its product actin family. Gene Ontology annotation, cellular component: Arp2/3 protein complex; actin cortical patch. The coding region runs from base 126 to 1292 and encodes 388 amino acids. Gene Ontology annotation, molecular function: actin filament binding. The transcript is spliced from 6 exons. Gene Ontology annotation, biological process: Arp2/3 complex-mediated actin nucleation. The record is from RefSeq and is a predicted model, not a curated record. Lineage: Eukaryota; Fungi; Ascomycota; Pezizomycetes; Pezizales; Pyronemataceae.